CUUUACCUUUACUAUGCUAUUUUUACUAUUUUAGUAUUUUACUAUAUUACUGUGUAUAAUUGUUUUUAUGUUGAUGUAUUUUAUCUGCUGAUGAUGUGUAUUGUGUAUUAAUUUUAUUUUGGUUUGUUGUAAUUAUCUGGGCCCAUGAUAGCCACCCCAAGUCCCUUUGAGGAGAUGGAGGCGGGGUACAAAAAUAGUUAUUAUUAUUUAUUGACACAAAGACAUAGUAUGACACAGCAAACGAGAUAUAUAUGCUGGAUUUCGUAUCACAAAAUCACAAGUCGAACACUUCCCAAGUGUUUAGGACUGUGUGAUGUAGUUAUUAUUAUUAGUAUUAUUCCAGUAUACCUCACAACCUGAGGAUGCCCGCCAUAGAUGUGGGCGAAAUGUCAAGAGAGAAUGCUUCUGGACAAUGGCCAUACAGCCCGGGAAAUGCACAACUACACAUUACUUGAACUGCCCAGGAUCAUUACUAUGGAAGCGUAGGAGUUGUAGAUUUAUUGUGGGAGCUGAAGUCCAAAACACCUGGAGGGCCAAAGUUUGCCCAUGCCUGGUAUAGAUGAACCCUAGGUAUAUAUUCCUAGAAGCCUUUUUGGAGAAAUUCUCAGGCUGGGAACCUGAGGCAGGACAGGGGCCUCUCUCUCUCUCCCUUCCCAUGUGGCCCACUGUGAAGACAGCAGGCCUAGGAGGGGCCUAGUGAGGCCUGCAAGGCCUGAGGCUCCCCACACUCCUCCCAGUAGGAGGGCGAGCAGGGGCUGCAGAGCCUGCAAGGCCUACCCAUGCCCCGGUCCCCCAAGGCCGGCCUCCCCUCGGCAGCGUAGAGAUUGGGGGCAAACCACAGGCCAGAUUCAGCAUCAGCCUCAUGGAGACCUUAUCUUCAUUUUCCUAAGAGAUAUUCUUAAGGAAUGGUGACUGGUGUAUUUGUGACAGGAGCAAGUGCCUGAACUGUGUUGAUGGAACAAAGUCUGUGGUGAAACAUUGAUUAAACGUAACUGAGGGUGUCUUUUUGUACGUGUUUACACCCACGUUACCCUUCUACGGCACCACUUCUGCCCAAGACACAGCCUGGCACAAGCAAAGAUGGAGCAGAAAUGGUGGGAGCUUUUCGUGGCCUUGCUGCUGCUCCUUGACGUGAAGGGGAGCCUUGUAAAGCUCCACAACGGUGGAUAUGAAGAUGUUGUGAUUGGAAUACACCCUAAAAUAGCGGAAAAUGCCAAAAUCAUUAACAGCAUAAAGGAUAUGUUGAAAGAGGCUUCGUCUUAUCUCUUCCUUGCUUCACAACGGAGGUUUUAUUUCAGGACUGUAAAAAUUGUAAUACCUCUAACAUGGGCAUCCAAACCUGAAUAUAAACGGGCAUCCAGAGAAUCUUACGCGAAUGCUGAUAUCAUAGUGGCAGAACCUUUUGUGAAAUAUGGAGAUGAACCUUACACUUCGCAAUAUGGAGGGUGUGGCAAAAAGGGACGCUACAUUCAUUUCACCUCUAACUUCCUGACAAAUGACUCUUUGGUCAACAUCUAUGGGUCACGAGGCAGAAUCUUAGUUCAUGAAUGGGCUCAUCUCAGAUGGGGUGUCUUUGAAGAAUACAGUUAUGAUGCACCUUUUUAUUCUACUGGAAUAAACAAGAUUGAAGCAACAAGAUGCUCAGCUAGUAUCACUGGCCAAUAUAGAUUCGCAACUACUGGAGGCAGAACCAGAAAAUGCAGAAUUGAACGCCACACUGAGCUUUAUGAGCCUGGAUGCCUGUUUAUUCCCUAUAAAAAGCAAACUUCACCGGCAUCGAUAAUGUUCAUGCAAAGUCUGUCUUCAGUUUCUCAGUUUUGUGACAAAAGUAAUCAUAACCUUAUGGCACCAAACAUGCAGAACAAAAUGUGCAGCUACAAAAGUACAUGGGAAGUGAUUUCAGGCUCCGCCGAUUUUGCUAGUUCACGUCCAUUAGGUGCUCCUCCUCCUGACCCCAUAAUUCAUUUGAUGAAAACGCAGUACAGAAUAGUGUGUCUAGUACUCGAUGCUUCUGCACAGAUGGGAAAGGACAAUCGCCUUAGUCGGCUGAUUCAAGCUGCAAAACUAUUUCUUCUCCAGAUUAUUGAAGAAGGAUCCUGGGUUGGAAUUGUAGCAUUCAAUAGCAAAGGAAAUAUCCAGGCUGGGUUGCAAAAGGUUUUCAGUGACAUAGAACGUGAAAGUCUUACAAGCCAUCUUCCAACCACAGCUGCUGGAGAUUGUAACAUAUGUGAGGGAGUGAAUGCAGCAUUUCAGGUAUUUUCGCAAAAAUUAACGAGUACAGAAGGCUGUGAAAUUGUACUUUUGACAAAUGGUGAAGGUUCGGACCUUAGCCCUUGUCUUUCUAAGAUUCAAAGCCAAGAGAUUAUCAUUCAUACCAUUGCUUUUGGUUCAAAGGCUUCAAAUGAACUAGAAAAGCUGGCAGAUAUGACAGGAGGUAAGACAUUUUAUGCCACAGAUAGUUUGGAUUCCAAUGGCCUCAUAGAUGCUUUCGGUGGGAUUUCAUCUGGAAGUGGAGAUGCCAGUCAACAAUCUAUUCAGCUUGAAAGUAAGGCAGAAAAAAUUGCUUCUAUGAAAUGGCUGCAAGGUGUUGUUACUAUUGAUAAAACUGUGGGAAAAGACACUUUAUUUCUGAUUGCAUGGAGUUCAAGUACAAGUACACCAGAAAUUUCCCUGACAGAUCCCAAAGAAAAAAAGUACUUAAAUAAAGACUUCCGAAUUGAAAAUUCCAACAUCCGAACAGCUAGGCUGAAGAUUUCUGGAACUGCAAAGACAGGAAACUGGCCUUAUUCAAUUAAGAAUACUGACUCAGCAGAUCAAGUCAUUUCGCUAACAGUCACCACCCGAGCAGCAUCUGCCACUGUUCCUCCAGUAACUGUGAAGACCUACAUUAGUAACAGUAACAACAGUUUUCCUAAUCCAAUGAUCAUUUAUGCAGAUGUCAGCCAAGGAUUUUUGCCAGUUAUUGGAGCCAAAGUCAUGGCUACAGUUGAAUCCACAUCUGGUAAACCUGUAGAGUUAGCGCUAUAUGAUGAGGGUGCAGGUGCUGAUAUUAUAAAGCAUGACGGGAUCUAUUCAAGGUAUUUCAUAGCUUUCAGUGACAAUGGCAGAUACAGUAUCAAAGUGAAUGUUCACGGGCAUGAUAAAACUUCUAGAAGGAUCCAUAGGCAAAAUCAAGCUAUGUAUUUAUCGGGUUAUGUAGAUAGUACUGGUGGAAUAGUUCUGAACCCACCAAGACCUGUAAUUAAUGUUACAGAUGCCAGUUUUGGCUUAGGAAAUUUUGACAGAAUAUCAUCAGCAGGUAGUUUUAUGGUAACAGGUGUUCCUGCUGGAGGAGGAGGAGGUGGUGGUGGUGGUGGUGGAGGAGGAGGAGGAGGAGGAGGAGGUACAUACAAAGAUGUCUUCCCACCAAAUAAAAUCACCGACCUUGAAGUAAUAUUCAAUGAGAAUGAUGAAUUCGUUUUGACUUGGACAGCCCCUGGGAAUGAUUAUGAUUUUGGACAAGCUGACAGAUAUGAAAUAAAAAUGAGUGGAAACCCAUUGGACUUAACAGAGGCUAACUUUGCUAGUGCCACCUCUUUGGACACUUCUGCUUUGAUACCUGAAUUUUCUGGAGACAAACAAACCUUUCGGUAUGAGCCAGAUGAACUUGCAAAAGAAAAUGGCACCCUAAUGUACUUUGCCAUUCGUGCCAUCGAUGCAAGCGACAAUGUUGGAGAAGUAUCCAAUAUUGCAAGGGCCACUCUGCUCUUUCGUGCUGCGCCUCCUAGUACUUCUACCCAACCUUUCGUUGUGAUUGUUUUAUGCAUUGCCGUUAUUGGUGCUGUUUUAGGCAUAGCAUUAUAUGCUUUACAUAAGUGGAAACAAAGUCGUCGUGAGAGCAUGGUUAGCAUGGAUUAAACGGCGACCAGUAGAAAUGUUAAUUGAAUACUACAUGUUUACCUUCCAUUGGUAGUUCUACAUACAUUGUGUAAAAAACAACAACCAGCAGCAUGAAGCUCAUCUGUAUUUUUAUGUAUAAUCUCAUGAAUGACUGCAUGUAUGACUAAAUUCACACUAUGAAGGCACCGCCUAGACAUAAAAUCUUUCUUUUUAGACUGAAAAGUUAAAAAAAUUAAAUGGAAAAUUUCAUUAAAGGGGAAAAAAAACCUGAGUUUGUUUUAAGAAUUGUUGUAGGAACAAAAUUUCUUCAAAGUUACAAGAAUAAACUGCUAAUUAAUUUUGUGAA
Molecule: messenger RNA, 4225 nt
Organism: Anolis carolinensis (green anole)
Lineage: Eukaryota; Metazoa; Chordata; Lepidosauria; Squamata; Anolidae
Product: calcium-activated chloride channel regulator 1
Exons: 14
Coding region: 1081-3897 (938 amino acids)
Biological process (GO): chloride transport
Cellular component (GO): plasma membrane
Molecular function (GO): intracellularly calcium-gated chloride channel activity
Source: RefSeq, a predicted model, not a curated record